AUGGAUCGAGAUGCAGAAACAUUUGAUGAAGCAAUUCAAAAACUAUUGACAGAUGAAUUGAUUUCUGUUGAUCGUUACUGUGUCGGUGGUGGUGACAGAGUGCAAAAGACAUAUUGGAAAGUUCCCAUUCCAAAUUCAUCACCAGAACGUGAACAAUUUGUUAAAAAGUUAAAUGAAAGAAAAAUUGCAAUUGUAUGUUAUGAACAACGACAUAAACAUGCAAAAAUGGCACCGGGACUUUAUUUCGGAUCAAUUGGAAUUGAGUUCUUCAAAACAUGUGCAGUGCUUGUAUCCGAAUACGCGAAAUACCAAGAAGAAAUAAAAGGUCUUAUUCAAGUACAAUCGAAGAAUCAAAAUAUUGUUGAGACUGUUGGUGCUGACGGAGUUACUCCACCUCAAGAAGAGUCAACAAUAAAAAAACGAAUACGUACAAAUAGAAAUCAUGAUCUAGAUGAUCACGGUGAUAUGAAUGAAAAGAUGGACGUGGACAACGUUCAACAACAACAAUAUCAAUACACAGUUGGUGUGUCAGAACAGGAGAGAAUAUUAAUAAAUUUAUCUCGUAAAAUCAAACUCAAUCAUUUGGCAUGUGCAAUGAAAUUAUCAGAUAUUUUACCAAAUGGAUUAGAUAAAAAAUUGUAUCAUAUUGUGCAAAUAUUGAUUGUAUUUAUCCUAGAUGGACACCAAAAAGCUAAUCGUCUCGUGUGUGAAUACAGAAACAUUUAUGACCAUAUAAUUCCUGAAUUCGAGCCUACUGGCGUUCAAAUUGGUUGCCCGUAUACACCAGUCAGAAAAACCAUAUACAAUCAUUUAGCUGUUGAUCCAAAUUAUUGUGAACAACAUCAGGCUCACAGUGAAGAACUGAAAAAAAUGUUCAAAAAGCAACAAGGAGUGACAGCGUCACAUGUACCACAGUUAACAUCAACAAUGAAAGAUGUAAAACCACCAACAAAAUCAGCAACAACAGGUGUAAGAACACGAUCGAAAGCAAGUUCUUGA
Messenger RNA from Didymodactylos carnosus, 999 nucleotides. Lineage: Eukaryota; Metazoa; Rotifera; Eurotatoria; Philodinida; Philodinidae. The record is from the annotation of a GenBank genome assembly.